Messenger RNA from Entelurus aequoreus (snake pipefish), 2152 nucleotides. RefSeq names its product actin filament-associated protein 1-like 2. The record is from RefSeq and is a predicted model, not a curated record. Gene Ontology annotation, molecular function: SH2 domain binding; SH3 domain binding. NCBI's taxonomy places the organism in Eukaryota, Metazoa, Chordata, Actinopteri, Syngnathiformes, Syngnathidae. Gene Ontology annotation, cellular component: cytosol. Bases 82 to 2001 code for a protein of 639 amino acids. The transcript is spliced from 15 exons. Gene Ontology annotation, biological process: positive regulation of DNA-templated transcription; positive regulation of epidermal growth factor receptor signaling pathway; regulation of mitotic cell cycle.
GCCCCGCCCCCUCCGAGUAAGCGCGCCUCAUCAGCGAAGAGACUUUUAGUUGCAGCCAUGAGCGUCACGUGGUGACACAAGAUGGACAAACAGAAAGUGUUGUCCAAGCUGAUGUGGGACCUGCAGGUCUUCCUGUCAGUGCUGGACUCUGAGAACCUGAGCUACAUGGCCCAGGUCCAGAAGAAGUCCAUCUCACAACUGCUGUCAGCCCUGCAGACUCAAGACACCACAGCGGAGGACGCAGAGUACGUCAUCAUGAGCUGUCCGUCCUCGUCUCCUAGCAACCAGGCAGACGUGCCGCAGACAGGGGUCCUGUCGUCUGAGCCAGACUGGAUGAGAGAUGCUGUAACCACGGUGAUGCCCCGCCCCUCAGGGGGUCCCAUAGCUACUGACGAUGAAGAUGAGGACACGUACGAGGAGGCCCAUCCCUACAACACUGCGAGGAACCUCGAGAGGGCGGAGUCUGACAGCAGCUACUACGAGUCGUACGGCGAGGAGGACGAGGAGGCGGAGCACGUGAAGGACAGAGCUCACUACAUCCAAUGGAGCGCCUCGCAGCCCUGCCUAAGGCCCGCCCCCGAGUCCCGCCUCUGUGGCUACCUGUGGAGGAGGAGGUGGCUGAGCCAGUGGACCAAGCAGCUCUUCAUCAUCAGGAACCACUCGCUGCUGUGCUACAAGUGCGCACGCGACCUGCUGCCUCAGACCGAGGUCAACCUGAGAGGCUGCCAGCUGGUCUACAAGGUGAAGACCACCGGGAGGGUCCAGCACCAGCUCAAGCUGCUCCUGCCGGGCUCACACACUCUGGUGCUGGGCUACAGCAGUUCUCAGCAGGCCCACGAGUGGCGCAAGGUCAUAGAGGAGCUGAGUGAGGAGCAGAACCUCUCUGGGACCACAUCGGAGUCGCUUUGGUCCUGCAGGUCCAGUGCGGUUCUGACCCACAAUGACCAAGAAGAUCCUCCAAGUCACCACAACAAGGACAAAGACUUCCUGAACGUGCUGAUGAACUGUCAGUGGCAGAGUCUGCUGUGUCAGGUGGAGGCGGAGCUUCUCAACAUGUUUGGCGAGGACGAGGAGGCGGAGGCGGAGCCAACAAGGCGGCGGCCCCCCCAGUACACAUUGCAGCUGCGAGGCUGCGAGGUGGAGGCGGGACCCGACGGCGCGUGCUCGCAGAGGAUCACACUGAGCGUGCUCGGCGACCAGGUGGCCGUGCUGGAGGUGAGCUCGGCGGACGAGAAGCGGCGAUGGACGCGACUCCUGGAGGACGGGGCGGCCGGUUACCGCGGCAACAAGGAAGUCAGCCCGCCGCGGACCAACACGUACAUGGACCCGCCCCUUUACUCCAACACCUCGCUGCUGGAGCACAUGCUCCACAGCUCUCAGGACGCUCGCUGCGAGACCUACGCCAACGCCGUCCUGGCCGCACACGGUCAGUUAGCAAGCUCCGCCCGCUUAGCCGCCAGCUCAGCCUGCGUUGAAAAGCAGUGUGUGCGUGCAGAGACGCAGCGUGGCGUUCAGAAGUUGGAGCUGGCGGGCAGGAAGGAAGUCCACCUGAGGGCGGGGUCAGAGGUCAACCUGGCCAAGCACAACAAACGCUCGUCUUUUCGACAGUCGCUGGCCGUGUGUGGCGAGAGAGCACAGUUCCCUACUGGUCCUUGCUGGUCUCUUCUGCUCCCUGCUGGUUUCUAUUGGUCCCUGCUGGUUUGUACUGGUCCCUGCUGGUUUGUACUGGUCCCUGCUGGUUUGUACUGGUCCCUGCUUGUUUGUACUGGUCCCUGCUGGUUUGUACUGGUCCCUGCUGGUUUCUACUGGUCCCUGCUGGUUUGUACUGGUCCCUGCUGGUUUGUGAUGUUUGCCCUCACUGGUCCAGGCAAGUCUGCUGAAGCCGCUGCUGCUGCGGCGCUCAGCGUCGGUGAAAAGUUCCCUGAGACGUUCUCCUUCAUCCUUCUUCAUCCAACACAAGAAGGAAUGGGAGAGCAAAGCUGCUUGACAGACAUCAUGUGACUUCUGUGCAGAUCCCACCUUCUAAGUUAUUGACCAAAGUAACUAUUUAUUUGGAGGUACUCUAUGGUCACAUGACUUGAGUCAUGUGACUUAGCAACACAAGAAUAGAGCUGUAGAAAAGCACAAAUCACCAAUAAAGAUGUUUGAUCUU